Messenger RNA from Amphibalanus amphitrite, 2113 nucleotides. RefSeq names its product sarcoplasmic calcium-binding protein-like. Lineage: Eukaryota; Metazoa; Arthropoda; Thecostraca; Balanomorpha; Balanidae. The coding region runs from base 432 to 1256 and encodes 274 amino acids. The transcript has 6 exons. Gene Ontology annotation, molecular function: calcium ion binding. The record is from RefSeq and is a predicted model, not a curated record.
UUGGUAGAGCUUGGAUGGCCUUGGACGCGUGCUCUGUGAUUGGUUAGUCGUCCCGGCAUGUCCACGUGCUUGCAGAAUGUGAAUGUUGUGGAUAACCAGUAAAAAGUCCCUCAUCUCAUCCCAUGGCUUACAAUUUUUCUAAUCUGAGCUUCUUUGCCAUUUUAUUCAACACCAAACUAUCAGAACUCGAGCUCUGGGAGGGCGACCGCCUGCGUGGAGGCUGUCCUGUCCUGACACCUAGCGGUCUUAUUUUGUACUAACCGUUGCCGGUUUGCGGCCGCCGCAGCUGUGACGAGCGCUGCGCUGCGGAGUCGGACGGCGGAGGGGGCGGUCGAUCUGCGCUGUUGGUUCUUGUGUUGAAAGUGCUGUGCUUAUAGCCUUUGGAAUCAUUUGAGACCUUUUUACAAGUCAGGAACUUACGAAGGCCCGCGAUGGCUCUCCCUCGUCUGGCCGCGAGGUUGAUGUGGUCGCAGACCAGGCGGCUAUCUUCUUUGUCAACGUCAGCGGCUCUCCGAGUCCAACGGCCUGUGACUCUGCCACUAGUGUGUGUGGCGCAGCAGCGGCUCCAGUACUCUACCGGCCAGAAGCCGCCGGUGCCGCCCUCCUCCAAACCGCGGCCGUCCUCCUCCUCCUCGUCCUCCUCCUCCAGUGACUCCGACUCCUCAGACUCCGACUCCGAUGAGGAGAUCGACGGACGCAAGCCGUUCGGAAAGAGGGGGACGUCACCGAUCUGGCAGAAGAAGAUGCGCACGUACCACCGCGUAAUGGACGUCAACAAGGACGGCACCGUCAGCUGGGACGACUUCAAGGACAUGGCCAGGAAGUUCGCCGAGAUCGGACACCUGGACGAACAGCAGCAGCAGGAGUUCAUCCAGCAGCUCAAGUACGUAUGGGAGAACAACUGGGGCGCGUCCGACGACCCGUACUGCUUCAUCACCGAGGAGGCGCUGCUCACCUCCAUGGAGCACGUGGUCAACACCAAGGACCUGGCCAAAAAGACCGACAAGUUCCUCCCCUACCUGUUCAAGGCGGUGGACUAUAACGCCAGCGGCGACAUUUCCGUGGACGAGUACAAACUGCUCUUCAAGUGCCUCGGCCUCUCGGAGGAGGACGCGGUCGUGUCGUUCAACUCGAUUGACGUCAACGGUGACGGCACCAUCACCCUGGACGAGUUCGUGGCGCACGGCAAGGACUUCUUCCUCACCGAGGACGAGGCGCGGCCGUCCAAGUUUUUCUGGGGCCCUCUGGUGGCCUGAGCGGGCCGGCCGCCACCUACCUGUGAUCGGCCGCAGCUGAGUGUGGGGCUGGGCCGGGGUCGCUGCCGGCGCCGCGGCCGCCGCUGCGGGACCGCCGGACGCCGCGCGCGGCCCGAAUGGACGCGGUACUUUGCCGCUGGUGAGUGACGGCGCGGCCGCUCCGCUGUACGCCCGGUUUUGAAAUAUGUGGCUGUUAUGGAUGCCGAGUGGUCUAACCCACACAGUGAAUAUUCCGACGACGUUUUCUGUCUGGUUGGUCAGGGAUCCAUCCAAUUAUAUGUGGCAAGUUUUGAUUUUUGUUCUUUUCACUAUGAUCUGGGCAUCCGAUGAUAAGCGGUGCCUUCGUCUAACGCUGGCUAUUUCGAUCGUCUAUUUUUCAUAUCGUAUUUCAUGACGCUGGCCAAUCGAGAUCCGGGUUAACGGGCUCACGCUUUGAAGACUUUAUUUUCCUGUACGUUAUCUCGUUACCUCGGAUCCACAAUAAGUUUCGCACUUCCACAUUUACCUCGCUCCAGACAAUAGUUUGACGCGUCCUCUCGCAGUCAGUUAUCCAAUGUCCAUCCGCGGAUAGGCGUCGUAGCGUAGUGCGCUGUCCUGCCCGGGGCCGGUUCGAUCGCAGGUGCCUUAUAACUCGUCGGCAGGGGCUGAGAGAGUGUUUCAGAGAUGUGUCUCCUGUACGUGUGUCUGUGUGUGGGUGUGAGUGCUGUCCGGGGCGGCCGGCGGACGGGGCCUCCGCCGGCGUGUGGCGGGCAGAGGCCGACCGUCGGGGCAGGCCCGGGCCCGUGUGUGGGCCUCCUCUGGGGACAAGACGCCCGGACGGCGGCAGUGGGUGUAGAAAUAUACAUACUUUCACAGAA